UCUGCAGGCUGCACGCAAACUGAACUGCCCGAGUUGCAGCCCCAGCCGCCUGACUCUUGCCCCCAUCCUCCCCAAGCGAGGACUCAGCGGGCGGCCUGAGUCGCCCCGACAACCAGCAGCACAGCCCAGUCAGCACAGCCGGAGCCCUGGCUGCCAGAAGAGCAUUGAUCGUACUGGCCCACGCAGAGACGACGUCCUUCAACCAUGCCAUGAAGGACGCUGCUGUAGAGGCCUUGAAGAGCAAAGGAUGGGAGGUCACUGUGUCAGACCUGUAUGCCAUGAACUUCAAUCCCGUCAUCUCCAGAAGGGACAUCACAGGUACACUGAAGGACCCCGGGAACUUUCAGUAUCCUGCCGAGUCUGUUCUGGCUUAUAAAGAAGGCCGUCUGAGCCCCGAUAUCGUGGCAGAACAAAAGAAGCUGGAAGCUGCAGACCUUGUGAUUUUUCAGUUCCCGCUGCAGUGGUUCGGAGUCCCCGCCAUCCUGAAAGGCUGGUUCGACCGAGUACUCAUAGGGGGGUUCGCGUACACGUAUGCUGCCAUGUAUGACAACGGACCUUUCCGGAAUAAGAAGACGGUGCUCUCCAUCACCACUGGCAGCAGCGGCUCCAUGUACUCUCUGCAGGGUAUCCACGGAGACAUGAAUAUCAUUCUCUGGCCAAUUCAGAGUGGCACUCUGCAUUUCUGUGGCUUCCAAGUCCUGGAACCUCAACUGACAUACAGCAUUGGGCACACUCCUGUGGAUGCGCGAAUUCAGAUCCUGGACGGAUGGAAGAAACGCCUGGAGAAUAUUUGGGACGAGACGCCACUGUAUUUUGCUCCAAGUAGCCUCUUUGACUUAAACUUCCAGGCAGGAUUCUUAAUGAAAAAGGAAGUGCAGGAUGAGCAGAAAAACAAAAAAUUUGGCCUUUCUGUGGGCCAUCAUUUGGGCAAGUCCAUCCCAGCUGAUAACCAGAUCAGAGCCAGAAAAUGAGACUCACAAGACUGGGUUCCUUUUAAAAAUGUAGCCUAAGCUAGGUUUAUUUCUCAGGCUUCCUUGACUUGCUUUAGUUUUUAAGAUUUGUGUGUUUUUUUUUUCUUUCCACAAGGAACGAAGAGGAGGCAGAAUUGACUGUAUCCAUGUAUUUCUGGAUAGUCUCAUUAAAUGUAACUGGUUCUAGUGACUGCUCUCAUGGCAAAACCUGGUUAGGCUCAAGAAGCCACUGAGGAUAUGAAGCAGGGAAAAAGAUGGAGAAAGAUGUGAGACAAUAUUCUUCAAGGUCCUCUACACAAUUAAAUUCCUCUUUUUAGGGCUACAUUUUUAGGGCUAAAUCUGGCUGGAGAGUAUCCAACUCUUCGAUGAUACAUUUUCCUUUUAAUUACCUCUGGUUUAUGGCAGAAGGGAACUAAUUGCUCUAAGAAAUGGCUGAAUCUGACACAAGGGACUUGUUUAGUAGUUACUAAUUUGUGCUUGUUUAUGAUAGAUACUGGUUUGAAUUACUACACAGUGACUAAUAUGCCUUAUGUGUGUGUUACUCUUGCUUCACCUUUUGUUCUUUAUACACAGCACACACAGAUACUUUGAAUGCAAAGACGAUAAAACUCUCUUCUUUACCUCAAUCUUCGAAUUUCAUGUCGGCAGAAAUAAACCAACAUAUCUAUACGCUACGUCUGCUACAGUGAAUGAAAAAAACAGUUACUCCCAAUAUUUAACAACAGCCUUCUGCAAAUACUCCUUUACGUCUGAGCGACAUCACAGUCUGGAAGGGUUUCUUCUCUGCCAUUGCUGACCUGAUGACUUUCCAUUUGGAUGCAUUUUGGUUCCACAGUUUUGGGGAUAAAGUUGUAGUCCUAGAGUUUCAUUAGCCUUGAACAAUUUUGGCAUAAUAUUCCAACUUCCAGUUGAAAUUAUUGAAGUGUGACUCACUGUCAGUAUAAUUCAAGUAGAAUAUGAUGAAAGGCUGCCCUCUGGUGGUGUAUUGAAAGAAAACACGAGAGAUUUUGCAAAGCAAGGUUGCCUGAAACUGGGAACAGGUCCCAUACCUGCCAAGGAAAUGGGGGCGGCAGGCCAGAGACCCUCAUGGGCCAGAUGCCAACAGGCAAUUGGGUAAUUUCCCCCUACAAGAUACAUAAUGGCAGAUGGCUGGCUGCUUCAGCUUGAAAAUAUUUUCUUGUUGCCUUCCUGCUCGCUGUAAUUUUGUGUAUGUUUCUGAAAGCUCCAAA
This is a messenger RNA of Hyaena hyaena (striped hyena), 2200 nucleotides long. RefSeq names its product NAD(P)H quinone dehydrogenase 1 (gene NQO1). The transcript has 6 exons. The record is from RefSeq and is a predicted model, not a curated record. Lineage: Eukaryota; Metazoa; Chordata; Mammalia; Carnivora; Hyaenidae. Gene Ontology annotation, molecular function: NAD(P)H dehydrogenase (quinone) activity. Bases 210 to 971 code for a protein of 253 amino acids. Gene Ontology annotation, cellular component: cytosol.